Perognathus longimembris pacificus (Pacific pocket mouse) is the source of this 2079-nucleotide messenger RNA. RefSeq names its product sodium/glucose cotransporter 1-like. The transcript has 15 exons. Lineage: Eukaryota; Metazoa; Chordata; Mammalia; Rodentia; Heteromyidae. Gene Ontology annotation, molecular function: D-glucose:sodium symporter activity. The record is from RefSeq and is a predicted model, not a curated record. The coding region runs from base 1 to 2079 and encodes 692 amino acids. Gene Ontology annotation, biological process: transmembrane transport; sodium ion transport. Gene Ontology annotation, cellular component: plasma membrane.
AUGGACGGCUUGGGGAACUACUAUUCUGUCACCUGGAACUGGUCCACUGUGGGCUUCCACAGCCACAGCUCCUUGGACACGAUGGUGACGGUUUUUUACCUCCUGUUGGUCCUGAGCAUAGGUUUAUGGGCUGUAUUGUCACACAACCGUGCUACAGUAAAAGACUUCUUCCUGGCUGGUGGAAAUCUAACGUGGUGGUUGAUAGGCACUUCUCUUUUUGCUGCAAACACUGGCAGUGGCCUCUUUAUGGGCCUGGCUGGACUAGGAGCUUCUUCAGGGAUCGCUGUUGGGGCCUUAGAAUGGAAUACUAUCUUAAUGCUCUUUGUUCUUGGUUGGAUAUUUAUUCCUAUUUACAUCAAGGCUGAGGUGGUGACAUUGCCAGAGUAUUUGAGGAAGAGAUUUGGUAGCAUCCGAAUCCAGCUGUUACUUUCUGUUCUGUAUUUAAUCCUCCAUAUCUUCAGUAGGAUUUCGCUGGAGAUCUGCUAUGGUGCCAUGUUUUUGAAAAUGGUUUGGGACGUAGAUAUUUACCAGACUGCCCUACUGCUGUUGACCAUCGCUGGUAUCUAUACCAUAACAGGUGGUUUGACAGCUGUAGUUUAUACUGAGGCCUUCCAAGCUGGCAUUAUGCUUUUGGGAUCAUUAUUGUUAACGAUUUAUACCUUUCGUGAAGUGGGAGGAUAUAAGGAGCUAGUGGAUAAGUACUUCCAUGCUGUUCCAAGUGUGAUCAGUGAAGGGAACUGGACUUCCAAGCCAGCAUGCUACCUUCCUCGCUCAGAUGCUUUCCAUAUCUUCAGAGACCCCAUCUCUGGAGACAUCCCCUGGCCUGCACUGAUUCUUGGUGCCUCUACACUCUCCCUGUUCUACGGGUGUGCUGACCAGGUUUCUGUCCAGCGAUUAUUGGCAGGGAAGAAUAUGUCUCAUAUGAAAGGUGGCUGCCUCCUGUAUGGGUACUUGAAGCUACUGCCCAUGUUCUUCAUUGUCAUACCAGGAAUGAUAAGCCGCAUCUUGUUCCCAAAUCACGUGGCAUGUGUUGUGCCUUCAGAAUGUCAGAAGUACUGUGGUGCCCAAAGUAGUUGCAGCCCCAUUGCCUAUCCACUGCUGGUGGUAGCAGUGUUGCCCACAGGUCUACAAGGGUUUGUGCUAUCUACAGUAUGUGCUGCCUUUAUGUCCUCCUUGACUUCCAUUUUCAACAGUGCUACUACUGUGUUUACAAUGAACAUCUAUGUCUGGAUUCGGCCUAUGGCCACUGAAAAGGAACUCAUGAUAGCAGGAAGAUUUUUUGUUAUUAUCUUGCUUGCUGUCACUAUUGCCUGGAUUCCUGUUAUAGAAACAUCCCACAGUGAAGUUUUGUUUGAAUGCAUUCAAGUAACUAGAAGUUACCUGCUACCACCUGUGACUGCAGUUUUUCUGCUUGCUGUACUUUGCAAGAGAAUCAAUGAACAGGGUGCCUUCUGGGGCCUGAUUUUUGGGAUGAUGAUUGGCUUCUUUCGACUGAUGGCUUCAUUUGCGUACGGAUCCUGGACCUGCGAUGGAGAGAACAAUUGCCCAGCAUUCAUCUGCGGCUUGCACUACCUCUAUUUUAGCACAAUCCUCUUCCUAGUUAGUGUUCUCAGCAUAUUGGUCAUCUCCUUAAUCACAGACCCAAUUCCAGAUAGACAUCUUCACCAGCUUUGCUGGAGUUUACGCAAUAGCAGAGAGAAGAGGGUAGCUCUUGACUCAGAGAUAAAGUGGAAGCGACUCCCCAGUCAUCUAGUCCAGUCAGAUAUAUUCAAGGAUACUAAGACCUGUCUCUGGAACAUUUGGGACCUGUACUGUGGACUAGAGCCAUGGCCUGACUCUAAGGUAACACCUAUAAAUUCCUCUGAGGAGGCAAGUAAGGAACAAGUGGAACACAGUGAGACAUUAGAAGAUACACAGGUCCUGGACUCGGGAGAAGCAGCUAGCACAAUGGAGUUGGAGAAGCAAAAAGACACAGAGUACAGUAAUGUGUUGGAGAAGCCCUCCUUAAAGAGAGUGGUCAAUGUCAGUGGGAUCAUCUUGGUUCUGCUCGUGGUUGUGGGCCACAUCUACUAUGGCUGA